CACACUCAUCUCCCAUUCAAUUCAACUUUCAAGUUCUUUUGCACCUUCUCCGAUCGAGAAACAAACUUUGGUGAAAAAGAUCAAACAAGCCUUUGAUCAGACAUGGGACGUGCACCUUGUUGUGAUAAAAACGGACUCAAGAAAGGGCCAUGGACACCAGAGGAAGACCAGAAGCUCAUUGAUUACAUCCAGAAGCAUGGCCAUGGGAGCUGGAGAACACUGCCCAAGAAUGCCGGACUUGCAAGAUGUGGAAAGAGCUGCAGACUCCGGUGGACCAACUAUCUGAGACCAGACAUCAAAAGAGGAAGGUUCUCGUUUGAAGAAGAAGAAACAAUCAUUCAGCUGCACAGUAUUUUGGGAAACAAAUGGUCUGCAAUAGCUGCUCGUCUGCCCGGAAGAACAGACAAUGAAAUCAAGAACUACUGGAACACACACAUCAGGAAAAGGCUUCUCAGAAUGGGAAUUGAUCCAGUGACACACAGCCCUCGCCUUGAUCUUCUUGACUUCUCUUCCUUUCUGGCUCCAUCCUUGUACAAUCAGACUCAAUUAGAUGUCUCAAGGCUGCUCGGCAUUGAACCUCUUGUCAACACCGAGCUACUAAGAAUUGCAACAAAUCUUCUAACUUCUCAAUGCCAAAACUCCAACAUGGUUAACCAACGCCUCCAACAUCAAAGCUUAAUCUCCAAUCCUCCUCAAGUCCAAGACCACACCUUGACAGCGUUCCAGCCACCCCAACAGCAACAGCAACAGCAGCUCCAGAACAGCAUCCCUGACAUCUCAGCUACAAUCUGCACCACAUCAAAUGCUCCAUUCUUUGGUGAUCAACAGUCACAGUUAGUGCAAGCCAAUGCUGGACAUUUCCAAGCAGACGUUCAAACAAACACAUGGCAAACAUCCAGCCAUGCACAGUGCGACAUCCAAGAUAACUAUGGCCCGCUGCCAACGUUUAACUCACAAUAUCCCCAGCAACUGAUCUCACAGCAUCUUUCUACUGAUGAUUAUAAUCAAGCCUUCCAAAUACAAAACAACAAUCAUGGGUUCGAUUUCUCUCCAGUUCUGUCGACCACCACAUCCAGCCCUACCCAGUUAAACUCCUCCCCGUCCACAUAUAUCAACAGUUGCAGCACUGAGGAUGACAGAGAUAGCUACUCCAGCAAUUUGUUCAACUUCCAAAUUCCUGACUUACUUGAUGUCAGUGAGUUCUUGUAAUUAAGUGACAGAGAAAACGAUGAAGAAGAAAAAAAGAAGAAGAA
This is a messenger RNA of Dioscorea cayenensis subsp. rotundata (Guinea yam), 1253 nucleotides long. RefSeq names its product transcription factor MYB102. Bases 103 to 1209 code for a protein of 368 amino acids. The record is from RefSeq and is a predicted model, not a curated record. Lineage: Eukaryota; Viridiplantae; Streptophyta; Magnoliopsida; Dioscoreales; Dioscoreaceae. The transcript has 3 exons.